UUCCGAGUCAACUUGUUUAGGCAAGCAACGAGGAGGUUAUUUCGCAGUGCAGUCCCAGGAAGUUUUAUCUCUGCAUACGUGACAACAGCCAUGGAGAGGACGACACGUUAGCCUUGGGGAGUAGAAAUGCCGAAAAAGGAGGAUUUGUCGAAGCCCUCCGGCCCUGACCCAGGGGGUGAGGGGGAUACAGAACUCAGGAACAGAAAACAAGGUCGACAGAAACAGAAAAAGGACAAUAAAACAACUACAGCGGAAAAUGGCCAGGAAGUUGCAAGUGCUGAACAAACACAGGCCCCGGCACAGCAGCAACAGCAACCCAUGCCACAACAAAUGCCCUACCCGCAACCUGACGUUAUUUAUAUUCCAGCCAAUAGGGUAAUAUUUGCCAUACCCAAAUGGAUUUGUUACCCAGUUCUGGUGAUUAUGGCCAUUGGCUUUGUUAUCCUGGGUGGGUUCAUUGGAGACAGGGUAUGGAAGUACUACUAUGGCAUCAUCCCAUGGGAUUCUGAGUCCGGAUUGAAGAAUGUCAUCGGGGAUGCAGGGGUGGACUUUUUCCGCCAGUAUGACCGAGACAUGGACGGAAAGCUGUCCCUGGAGGAGUAUGAAGCAAUGUACUACAGGCUGAUAGGAGACGGGGUUAAUAUAACAGCAAAUGUUCAGUAUACCCAACUUAUUGAUGAAGACGACGAAGUUCUAACUGCUAGAGCUAGCUUCAAACCUCUCCUCCUAGAGACCAUGACAAAAGACUUCAACGAAUCGUUCCUGUCCGACUCUAUGGACUCCUUGAUUGGUCUGAAAAAAUGGACGUCUCUCACUCAAGAGUGGAACAACUAUGGGGCCAAACAUUUUAAACAGGCCUUCUUCCCAGAAGACAAACAGCUCCUUGAGAAAGUAGGCGAAGUAUAUGACAUCUACAAGAUGGACGAGGGAAUUUUUGCUAUGUUUGACGUGCAAAUGAAAUCCAGCAACCGCUAUAAUCCUCCUAAGGUGGAGGAUAGAGUGGUCCUCAUCCAUCGAUUGUUGACCAUGUUUCAUCCUCGCCCCUUCCUCAGGACCAGGUUUGCUCCUCAAGGGGCCAAGGCCACUAUAAGAGCAUUCAAUGACAAAUAUGUUGACAUAGUCUUCAGGAUUCAUGCAGAAUUUCAACUGAAUGAUCCGCCAUAUUACCCAUUUUGGUUCACACCAGCUCAAUUCAAGGGCAAUCUGAUAAUCUCACGAGAUGGCUCCCAUAUUGAGUACUUCCAUAUGUAUGUUCCCACCGACAAACGUCUCAAUAUUGAUAUGGAAUGGCUGAAUGGUCCAGAGACUGAUGAAAAUAUGGAGGUCGACAUUGGGUUUAUCCCUCAGAUGGAGAUCCAAAUCACCAGUCCAUCCAAAAAAGUCCCCAAAGACCUCCAAGAGAAAGAGCUUCCAGAGGAUAAGAACAUGGCAAAGAAUGUCCAGAACAUGAAGUGGAAGAAGGAGAUAUCCAUGUAUGAUGCGGAGAGGACUCUAGAAAUAGCCUUCUAUCCAUUUAAAAAGAUAGUGUAUUACAACUUCACGGACGCAUUUGAAGUCGCCAAGAAAGAGAACCGCCUGGUGCACCACAUCUUACUUUGGGGUGCGCUGGACGAUCAGAGUUGCUGAGGUUCAGGGCGUACUCUGAGGGAAACAGCCCUCGAGAGUACGCCCGUACUGGCUCUCCUCAACGAGAGCUUUGUCAGCAGCUGGUCACUCGUGGCUGAUUUGAAGGAACUUGAAAAAGAUUCUCAUCAGCCCGAGUACAGCAAGGUGGCGAGCCACUUCCUGGAGAACUAUAAGUUCCCGGUGAUGAUGAUGGUGGCUCUACCUAAUGGCACCAUCCUCCACAAGGUCAACGCCAACGAGUUCAUGGAUGAAGGAGCAGAUGGCGACGAUGAGCCCUCCCUCUUCAGCUCCCUGGCGGGGACCUUUGGGGAGUUCAUGGAAAAAGUCAAUCCUAAGCCCAAGAGAAUAACUGCCUCUAGUAGAUUAGCAGGCCCACAAGGGGACAUGAUGUGCCCCAGGUUAAAACAAGAUCUGGAGAAAUUUAAGGCGGAUGGGUUCGAUGGCCCUCAAGAGUACCAUUACAUGAAAUUUCUGCAGCAUGCCAUUCAGAAAUCAGCUCCUUUCAUGCCCGAUGCUUUUUUUAGAAAUGUGUAAAAGAUAGAACAAUUUACUGAUCAAUCUUGUGCGAUUUUUGUUGUUGUAGAUUUGAAGACCCUCAUACCUAUCAUUACCAUGCGUUUCUGAAGGAAGGAAUUAAACGCUCCGCGGAUUAUCUGCAGACAUCCUCUGGAUAAUGGAUGAAUUACAUCUCAUUAUUUGUAUUUUAAUGGGACCAUUAAUUCUUUUCUUUUUUUGAAUGCAAAUGUAUUUUUAUUUUGUUGCAAUAUUCUAUUGAUUAUAUUUACAAUCAAUACAUGUGUAAUGCAUUAUAAUGCAUUUUCUGUUUAUUAUUGGUGUCUAUGCAAUGAUCUGGCAUCAACUUAUUUUUCUUUCAUAUAAAAAUAUAAAUAUGAAAUGGGAUAAUAUAUAAUUACUAUGUAUGGUUCUGAUAUGGACAGGGUUUUCUAUUCAUAUGACAUCACAUUAUUACAUGACAUUGAUCUGUAUAAUUCCUUAUGAUAUACAUCAUGGCCAAAAAAUGAAAUCCAUAGUUUAUGACAUGCCAAUGAAUACAGUAUAUUUCUUUGUUUUGACAAUAUCUUUAUUGUGUAUAUGUUGCGUUUUCUGCUUCCUUUUUUUAUAAAUAGUUAUUUAUUCCAUAAACAUAAUUUUAAGAUUAGAGACUCUUUAUACACCUGUUUUGCAGCUUUCUUUUCUAACUUGUGAUUUCCUAGGCAUAUUUUCUUUUGAAGUUUUAUUUUUUUUAAGGGUACUUGUAUAAUUUGGGUAUUAUUUUUGUGGCCUUUAAAAGUUUCAUAUAGGAUUGUAUCUCAUAUUUUAAUUUUAAAAAAAAUAUUCUGGGAAUCCCAAUUAGAUGUAUUGUUUAUUUAUCAUUUUUAUUAAUGUCUUGAUUUUGUCAUGAAAAUCAAUUACCAGUAAUUAAUACAUGUAUAAUUUAAGUUUAUCAAUACCACAGGUAUAUGCAUUGUACAUGAUAUCAUUAUUGAAUGAAGAGAGAACAUGUGGAAAGAUUGUUCAGGGGUGUCUGUUUUGUUCUGGGAUGAAUUAAGCUGGCUUUGUCCAUAAUGAUGACUCUGUCUAAAAGUACUCUGUACUUGGCAUAGUUGGAGGAGUGACAAAGGGCAGACAAUUCAUCUUUGAACAGAAUAGCCUCUUCUGGUCUUUGAUAAAAAAGAUAUAAUUUUUUUAUGAGUACUAGGUAUAUAUCAUUGUGUGAUUUGCAGGCAUAAUCAAGUUUGACAUAUGACUGAUUACAUUUAUUAUACAUUUUCUUUUGCUUGGUUUUUAUUAUACUAAAUAAAAAUAUUGAUAAAAAACAA
Molecule: messenger RNA, 3446 nt
Organism: Magallana angulata
Lineage: Eukaryota; Metazoa; Mollusca; Bivalvia; Ostreida; Ostreidae
Product: selenoprotein N-like
Exons: 9
Biological process (GO): skeletal muscle fiber development; calcium ion homeostasis
Cellular component (GO): endoplasmic reticulum membrane
Molecular function (GO): calcium ion binding
Source: RefSeq, a predicted model, not a curated record